UACAGCCUAGACGCAACACAGUGGAGCCUGCUAAUCGCAUUAUCGAUUGCCAUCGCUGAAGUAAUCGUUGCCACGGCACUCACUAAUCCGAGCAUUCAAGUCCAUUCUAUCGUUAACCAAUCCACGUUUCUCACGCUGAGUUUAAACAUCCUUGCUCUUGACGUGGGUUCGUGGCUCUCUAUGCGCGCACAUUUUCGCGUGAGUUCCGUUGUCAAAGGCGAGGUGCUCCGUCCAGGACUGUAUACAAUGGCAGAAGAUGUUAUUGCGGUGGAUGCCUGCUGUGGAACGCAGUUUCGAGGACGGCUUAAUGAGCGACGGAAGGCAAGUCCGUGUUUUCGAUCGCUCUUUCAGAAAUUGAGCUUCUUAUGGACUCUUUCAGGGGCGGUUGUUAACGGAGCGUGUCUUGUGAUUAGCAUUGUUGCUAUUGCUAUCAUGGAUGGUAGAGGUGAUGUUGGGUUUGUCAUAGGAUUCACUAUCCCGUAUAUUUGGAUACUUGUCUUGAUUCCUGUGAGCGUACCUAUGACCCGUCGGAAUCUUCGGAAAGAAAAGGUUCAGUUGUCAGUAGGAUUUACCACGAGGCAAGAGGAGUGGUGUUAG
Messenger RNA from Talaromyces proteolyticus, 597 nucleotides. RefSeq lists its product as uncharacterized. The annotation marks the transcript as partial. The transcript has a single exon. The record is from RefSeq and is a predicted model, not a curated record. NCBI's taxonomy places the organism in Eukaryota, Fungi, Ascomycota, Eurotiomycetes, Eurotiales, Trichocomaceae.